AUGAGUCUAAAAUAUUUGUUAAGUUUUAGAAACAUUAUAAUUCCUGUAGCAGUAAUAGUUUGUGCAAUAUUGUACCAUGAAGAUUUAACUUUAUAUUUCAAUACUUUUAAGACAGAAGUUAAAACAGGUGUAUAUUCAGAACAAGAAUUAGCACAAUUUAAUGGGAUUGAAAAAAGCAACCUUUAUUUAGCAGUUCUAGGUGUAGUUUUUGAUGUUACAAAAGGAAAGAAAUACUAUGAGAAAGGAAGUGGAUAUCAUUAUUUCGUAGGUAAAGAUGGUUCCCGAGCACUUGUCACAGGGGACUUUAAAGAUGAAAGUCAAGACAAGGAUCAUGUCAUGGAUUUAUCUUGCAAUGAGUUAUCUACAGUACUUCAUUGGAGGAAUACAUUUGAAAAAAAGUAUGAUGAAAUUGGUAUCUUGUCAGGAAGAUUUUAUGACAAUAAUGGAGAUGAGACUGCCUACACAAGAGAGUUGAAAAAUAAGUUAAAGCAGUGUGAUUUGGAGAAAGCAAAUACUAAGGAAGAGAAUUUGAAGUAUCCACCGUGUAACAUAGCUUGGAGUGAAGCAGAGGGCACUAAAGUCUGGUGCACAACUUCUAGUGGUGGUAUAAGAAGGAGUUGGACAGGAGUACCGAGGCAGCUGUAUUCUCCGGGAGUUGACAAGCCUCGCUGUAUAUGUUUAAAUCUGAAUGACAAAACUACUUCAUCGAGGCUUAUUACAGAGUACAAGAACUGCCCAGAAACAGCAACUACCUGUUUCAUAAUGACCUAA
Molecule: messenger RNA, 771 nt
Organism: Arctia plantaginis
Lineage: Eukaryota; Metazoa; Arthropoda; Insecta; Lepidoptera; Erebidae
Source: the annotation of a GenBank genome assembly